AUGAAAUGUAACAACGAAAGUAGAAUGUCGAGAGAAAUGACGUCGGGAAUUAACCCAUAUGGAGAGAGGAAAAAAGAGUCUAGAAUAACGAUUCCAUUGGUGACUCUUUCGAAGAGAGAGAAAAAAAAAAAGAGAGAAGAUGAGUAUAACAAAAUUAUGGAGAGUUCGGAAGAGAAGAGUGACUUUUUCAAUGAUGAUAAAAAUUACUACUCGUACUCGGACAGGAGUGAAAACUCUCAAUCACAAAUGACCAAAGCGCAGCCAGUGGGGUCAGCCUUCCCCUUGCAUGGAGAUACACAAAGUGGAACCACGUAUAAAAGUGGCAGAAGCAACCAUGUGCUGACACCAACCAGCGCAAAUUUAGAAGAAAAUAUUUUAAGAAAUUUGGAAGAUGAUAGCAGCUAUGAUGGACAUUUUGGUAGCGACACGGAGAAGAGUAAAAGUGCCAGAUCUAGUAGAAGGAUAUCCGUUACGAGGGAAAAAUCAUGCGAGGAGGAUCACUUCAGGCAUCAGAAAAGUAGCCUAAAAAGUGGGGGAAGUAGUCGCAGAUUUGAAAAUUGCGUCAGUGGGGGAAGUAGUUGCAGAUUUGAAAAGCGCCUCAGUGGGGGAAGUAGUUGCAGAUUUGAAAAGCGCCUCAGUGGAGGGAAGGUAAAAUUUGAUAAAGGCGAUAGCGCUGAUUGGCUCCAUAGGACUGCAUACAAAAUGGUACAAAUGGGAAACACGCAGAAAACAGAUCUUUGGUUUAUAGACACCAUGAAUGAGAUGCUAGACAGACUUUGCGAUGGGAACGAACAGGAGGGGCACAAAAACGAUGGAGCCGUUAUUAACACCACCUCGAACUCCAUCAAUUUAAAUUAUCCCCCGUUAGGAAUAAACAUAAUAUUGAGGUGGCCAGAAUAUUUAAAAUUGAACAGCAUAAUUUCAGGCACUCAUAUUUUUCCCAUCUAUGAGGGCAUACGUAGCAUUUUUAUAAAAUACCAGAGCCAAAAAUUGGAAGGGAAAAAUAAUAAGGCAGGAAAAAGCACUACCGUUUUGCCGUUACCCACAUUUCCGCAUGAAAAUGGAAAGGAUAGAUGUAUCCCAAAGGCUUAUUCAAAUUUGCCAAACUUGAAAUUGCCAACUGAUAGCGAAGCUACUGCACAUGCACAAUACCCUCACAACAACUUUCACGUGAAAAAAGGUCGCAUCAUACACGAUGAUGAUUAUGAUGAUUUUCUCUUCUCCAAUUUACCAUACUUAAUCCAAAGGAUGAGAAAUAAAUAUAAUGAAUUCUGCGAACAUAUUGGAGAAACACUAGAGCAUAUAGACAAAGAAAAUUACACAUUUAAGCAAUACUGUUUUGCAGUUUCGAAAAUAUUUGCUCAAAAUUUAAUAAAUAUGAUACCCUUUUCAAAGUUCCCUGAGCUGUUUAGCCAUAUGACGAAUUCCUUCCACACGUGUAUUCGUCAUAAUCAGAAUGAAGAAUCCAUGACUGAAACGGAUUUUAUCAACACGUAUAAUUUGCAAUAUAGUAACAAUAAGAUGGGAACUGCAUAUUCCCUACCGAUGGAAUUGGGUAGCUCCAUGUCAAAUUUAAGUUCUACCAUUAGGAUGAACUGCAGUGGACAGAAAAAAAAUGUGUUCCUCAAUUCGAACGCAGCAUUUGUUUCCAAGGGAGGAGGGAGUCAUAUCUUUCCCAGGGGAAGAAGUAUCAACGUAAAUGAGCAACAGAGAAGGCAUAGUCUCUCUCACAAUUUCCAUGGUACCAAAAGGGACAGUACAAUUUUGCCAGGUGGUACACUUGAGGAAAGAAGAAAUUAUCUAACUGGAAAUUUUAACACCCUGCCAAAGUACGUAAAAACAUGUGCUAAUAGUCGCAAAAAGUUGAGCAAUUCUUUAAGACCCUCGGAUUUAAUAAAAAUGGCAAGUGUCAGAAAUAAUGCUCUUAUAAACGUGGACACAUUACGGAAGUGUAAAUCGUCGUAUGCCCCAUCAACAAGCCAAGAGGUAGUGCCAAAGGUUAACACAGAAGUGGGGGCGCAGGAGGAGGCUGAUGUGGCAGGUAAGCACUUAGAUAACUCGCAAAAGAACUCCUUCGAUGAGAUAGGCGAGUCGUUUAAUGCAACCGCCAGUGAAAAUUACUGCACGGCGAAGUCGAUGCCCCUUAAUUAG
Molecule: messenger RNA, 2151 nt
Organism: Plasmodium cynomolgi strain B
Lineage: Eukaryota; Apicomplexa; Aconoidasida; Haemosporida; Plasmodiidae
Exons: 2
Coding region: 1-2151 (716 amino acids)
Source: RefSeq, a predicted model, not a curated record